UAUUUGUGUUUCCGCUUUCAUUUUCGAUUCUGGCAUGCAAAACAUUUCAUUGUAAAUGAUGAUUUUAAUCAGAUUAGACAAGCAUGAAUUGAUUUCACGAACAAAAUAUCUUUUAAAUGUUAUAAGUCGUCCUUGCAUAACGGGAGUUUGGACACAGAGAUGCAGAAAAUGCUCAUCACGGACACAGAACCGACAAGCUCAGUCAUUUUCUGUUACAACACCUAUAUUUUAUGUAAAUGCAGCACCACAUAUGGGCCAUCUAUACACUUGUGUUUUAGCAGACGCUGUGGCCAGAUACCACAGACUCAAGGGCAAACAAAUUCUGUUCUCUACCGGAACAGAUGAACAUGGCCUAAAGAUACAACAAGCCGCUGAUCAAAGUAAAGAAUCUCCAGCACUAUUUACAACGAAUGUUUCUCGUACGUUUAAGGAAAUGUUUGACUGUUACAACAUAAACUAUACAGAUUAUAUCAGAACUUCAGAGCAGAGACAUUUUACAACUGUGCAAAAAUUCUGGACUGAGCUGGAAACCAGGGGAUAUAUUUAUAAAGGAUCUUAUGAAGGUUGGUACUCAGUCUCAGAUGAAGCUUUCCUUACAGAAGUUGAUGUUACAGAAGUGGUAAAUAAAAAGGGAGAGAAAAUCAUGGUAUCAAAGGAGAGUGGUAACCCAGUAACGUGGAUGAAAGAGGAUAAUUACAUGUUUAAACUCUCUGAAUUUACUGAGAGACUGCACAAAUGGCUUGACACUGGAGUGAUACAGCCGGCCAUGUUUACUCCUAUAGCACAGCAUUGGUUGUCAAACCCACAGGACCUGUCUGUGUCACGACCCAGCAGUCGGCUGUCUUGGGGAAUACCUGUGCCUGCUGACAGCUCUCAAACAAUCUAUGUAUGGUUGGAUGCACUAGUUAACUAUCUUACUGUGUGUGGAUAUCCGUCCCUAGAAAAGAGGUGGCCAGCUGAUGUUCAAGUGAUAGGGAAAGAUAUACUGAAGUUCCAUGCAAUUUACUGGCCAGCAUUCCUGAUGGCUGCAGGCUUAGAACUCCCAAAGAAAAUUUUCUGUCAUUCUCAUUGGCUAAUCAACUGUGUGAAGAUGUCAAAGAGUUUAGGUAAUGUAGUAGACCCUAUGGUUGUGAAAGAAAAAUACUCAGCAGAGGUGUUCAGAUAUUAUUUGCUGCGAGAAGGUGUACCCCAUUCUGAUGGAAAUUAUUUGGAAGAGAAAGCCAUGGAGUAUGUUAAUUCGGAUGUUGUGAACACAUUUGGUAAUCUUCUAAGUAGAUGUACAGCGUCGGCUAUAAAUCGUGAUCAGAUUUACCCCAGAAAAGACCAGGAUACCUACAUUAGUUCAAUAACAGCGGCAGAUAGGGAAACUUUUGAGAACAUCGAAAUACUUAUUGACACAGUGGAGGGAUAUUAUCAAGAUAUGAUGAUGUACAAGGCCAUAGAGAGCAUCAUGUCAUAUCUAAGAUGGGCGAACGGUCUAGUUGAGAACCACAAGAUUUGGGAUCUUGCCAAAUCGGACCAAGAAGCAGACGUUCUUCACCUCAAAUGUGUCCUUCACCUUGCAUUAGACACACUUAGAGUGAGCGGAAUCUUGCUACAGCCUGUGAUACCAAACAUAUCUGAACGCUUGCUGAAUAGGCUCGGAAUUCCUAAGGAUAGGCGAACAUUUGAAUGUGCAAGGAAACCAUAUUUGAACUCUCCGGAGCUACCUUUAGGACCGAAUGAAGGUGUUCUGUUAAAAAGAUUGAAAAUAAAUUAGUAGAUAUAAUUA
This is a messenger RNA of Ruditapes philippinarum (Manila clam), 1771 nucleotides long. RefSeq names its product methionine--tRNA ligase, mitochondrial-like. Gene Ontology annotation, molecular function: methionine-tRNA ligase activity; ATP binding. Bases 56 to 1759 code for a protein of 567 amino acids. Gene Ontology annotation, biological process: methionyl-tRNA aminoacylation. The transcript has 12 exons. The record is from RefSeq and is a predicted model, not a curated record. Lineage: Eukaryota; Metazoa; Mollusca; Bivalvia; Venerida; Veneridae.